Messenger RNA from Paraphaeosphaeria sporulosa, 3060 nucleotides. RefSeq names its product glycoside hydrolase. Gene Ontology annotation, molecular function: beta-mannosidase activity. The record is from RefSeq and is a predicted model, not a curated record. The transcript is spliced from 6 exons. Gene Ontology annotation, biological process: glycoprotein catabolic process; carbohydrate metabolic process. The coding region runs from base 365 to 2881 and encodes 838 amino acids. Lineage: Eukaryota; Fungi; Ascomycota; Dothideomycetes; Pleosporales; Didymosphaeriaceae.
CGUGCAAUUCUACCUCACGCGGCUGGCCUGUUCCUAAUUUUCCGACCACGCUGCAUUCGCUUAGUCGCUAUACCUGAUUCGACACGGACCUUGACGCUGCGACAGCUUACAUUGGGUAAAGUAGCACUGCUACUGCUCCACAGUGGUACAGAAUGUCUCUAUGGAGCAGCGAACGACUCUGAAUGGGACCGGCGGGUAUCUGACGAGCGCCUUCCUGUGCCGCGUCGGCGACGAUUCGAAUUGCGCUAUAUGUAGAGGAGAGAGACUGCUCCAGGCACACUUCUACCCGACCUAAAUUAGCCCGACGUCCUUCUUCCGCACCAUCUUGAGCCGCGUAUAGCCCCCGCAGAGGCCGAGUAGCAUCAUGGCUCGAGCAAUGAGUGUACACAAAUUAACGAAUAGUUGGACGUUCAAACAAGCCGGCGAUAUAUCCGAGGACGCCUGGCUGCCCGUCAAGAGAGUCCCAACCAAUGUGCACCUGGAUCUUAUUGAUAACGCCAAGAUACCUGACCCCUUUCUGGGCUUCAACGAGCUCGAAGCUGAGUGGGUGGCAGACAAGACCUGGACAUACAAAGUGCAGCUGCCGGACGUGAAGACGCCGCAUGAUGGUUCUGUGACGGUAUUGGUCUUCGACGGCCUGGACACGUUCGCAACAGUCAAGCUCAAUGGCGAAGUCAUCCUUGAAAGCGACAACAUGUUCGUCCCUCAUCGCGUGGAUAUUACCAACAAGUUGAAGCAAGGCUCGGCCAACACUCUUGAGAUCGACUUCGCUUCGGCCAGAUUGGAAGCCAUCAAGAUUAAAGAAGCUCACCCUGAGCACACUUGGGUUGGAUUCAACGGCGACAUGUCUCGAUUGGCAGUGCGAAAAGCGCAGUACCACUGGGGCUGGGACUGGGGACCGAUGCUCAACACUUGCGGCCCAUGGCGACCUAUUCGACUAGAAACUUACCAGUCAAGGGUCAAGGAUCUCCGUAUUGACUAUGCGCUCGACGACAGUCUCAAAACCGCUACUGGAUCCCUCAAGGCUAUUCUGGAGGGAACUUCGGGCCAGAAAGUGAUGUUCGAAGUACGCAACGGCGAAGACUUGGUUUUUCAGAGCUCUGCAGACGUCCGGGAUGGUGUGGCCCAAGUCGAGUUCAAAGUUGGCGAUGUCCGGCUUUGGUACCCCCAUGGGUAUGGAGAUCAACCGCUGUACACGGUCACUGCGACUGUAUCAGCUGACGGUGUCACUUUACAUCAAGCGACCCGGCGGACCGGCUUCCGUAGAGGGGAGCUGGUUCAAGAGCCAGAUUCUGUUGGGAAGACCUUCUUCUUCAGGAUCAAUGGUGUCGAUGUGUUCUGCGGUGGCUCCGAUUGGAUCCCAGCCGAUUCUUUCACACCCCGGGUUGACGAGGAGACGUAUCGCAAAUGGCUCGAGACGAUGGUUGACGGCUAUCAAGUCAUGAUACGUAUCUGGGGUGGAGGCAUCUGGGAGGAAGACAUAUUUUACGAACUUUGCGAUGAGCUCGGAAUUUUGGUCUGGCAGGACUUCAUGUUCGGCUGUGGAAAUUACCCUGCCUUCCCCACCAUCCUUCGAUCGAUCGAAAAAGAGUGCGUGGCUAAUGUCGCCCGGCUGCGUCACCACCCUUCCAUCGUCAUCUACGCCGGCAACAACGAAGAUUACCAGGUGCAAGAGUCAUUCGGUCUCACGUAUAAUUACGAAGACAAAGAUCCGGAGAGCUGGCUCAAGACGGACUUCCCUGCCAGAUACAUCUACGAAAAGCUCCUGCCCGAUGUCGUUGCCGCCGAAAGCCCGCAUGUGCCGUACCACCCUGGCAGCCCUUGGGGAGAUGGCCUGCGUACCUCCAAUAAAACUGUUGGCGAUAUGCACCAGUGGAACGUAUGGCAUGGCACCCAAGAAAAGUAUCAAAUCUUCGACACGCUGGGCGGGCGGUUCAACAGCGAGUUCGGGAUGGAGGCUUUUCCUCAUAUUGACACUAUCAAGUACUACUGCACAGACCCGAAGCAACUGUAUCCACAGUCGCAUAUGCUCGACUUCCACAAUAAAGCCGACGGCCACGAACGAAGGAUUGCGACGUACUUGGUGGAGAAUUUCAGAACGAAGACUGAUUUAGAAUCAUUUAUCCAUCUGACGCAACUAUCCCAAGCCGAGGCCUUGAUGUUCGGAUACCGUGGCUGGCGAAAGCAGUGGGGUCAACAGCGCUACUGCGGCGGCGCAUUGGUGUGGCAGUUGAACGACUGCUGGCCUGUUACAUCAUGGUCGAUUAUCGACUACUUCCUGCGUAAGAAGCCUGCAUACUACGCCAUGAGACGAGUCUUGGCACCAGUUGCAGUGGCUGUCAGGCGGGCACACUUUGACUGGAGCGUGGUUCAUGCCCGCGUACCGAAGACCAGCGAGUACGAGGUGUGGGUGGCCAGCAACCAGCCCACUGAACUGACUGCAACUGUUGAGCUUCGAUUCAUCUCGGUCGCGACCGGCGAGGAGAUUAAGGAAAAGAUAGUCAAGCAGGACAUCAAGCUAGUGGCGAACGGCACCACCGAUGUGCUGUCAGGGUCGAUCGACAAUGUGAAGGAAGAGCCUCAUGUCCUGGCAGCCAGGAUCUGGGUCGACGGAGACAUUGUGUCCCGCGACGUCGACUGGCCGCAGCCGCUCAAGUACCUUGACUUUGACGGCCGUGGCGUCGAGGUCACAGCCCAGGGUGACAGGAUUGUGGUCAGGGCAUCAAAGCCUACAAAAGGGCUAGUGUUCGAGGAAAGGGCAGGGGUGUUGGUACACGACAGUGCCAUCGACGUAGUGCCGGGCGACGAACAGACGAUCCAGGUGAGGGGGCUCGGGGAAGGUGAUGCGCAUCUGAAGUGGAGGUAUCUGGGCCAGAGUUGAUGCCGUCUCAGCAGAUGGUCAAAGGCAUUGCCGCAUCGCUGGCUAGGCGGGGCUGGGGCAGGAAGGUUGAGGUGGAGAGAGUGCACGUUGGCUGACGGACGGUUGCACAGGGCGUGCACGUCGCGGCAAUGCAACGCCGAUGCAGAGUCUGGCUUGGGGCAGGCGUGGGUGGAGAGACG